This is a messenger RNA of Candida albicans SC5314, 747 nucleotides long. It is a transcript of the gene HBR1, whose product is annotated as nucleoside-triphosphatase. Bases 1 to 747 code for a protein of 248 amino acids. The transcript has a single exon. Gene Ontology annotation, molecular function: ATP hydrolysis activity; ATP binding; AMP kinase activity. Lineage: Eukaryota; Fungi; Ascomycota; Pichiomycetes; Serinales; Debaryomycetaceae. The record is from RefSeq and is a predicted model, not a curated record. Gene Ontology annotation, cellular component: nucleus; cytoplasm.
AUGACAACCAUGUCAAGAAGAUAUACACCAAACAUAAUUAUAACAGGUACACCUGGGUGUGGGAAAUCAUCUCAUUCCCUGAGUUUAGUUUCUCAACUCAAUCAAACUCUUGGUAAAGAGACGACGAUUCAUUUCAAGCACUUUAAUAUCAGUGAAAUAGCAAAGGAAAGAGACUGCAUUGAAUCUUAUGAUGCCAAGUUAGAUACUUCGAUUGUAGACGAAGACAAAUUGCUAGACUCGUUAGAGCCUGAUUUGGAAAAGGGGGGAGUGGUCGUUGAUUGGCAUUGUUGUGAUAUUUUCCCAGAAAGAUUAAUUGAUUUGGUGGUUGUAUUGCGUACAGACAAUUCCAAUUUGUUUGAUCGAUUAAAGACUAGAAACUACAAUGAUCUAAAAUUACAAGAAAACUUGGAUUGUGAGAUCAUGGAAGUGAUAUUACAAGAAGCAAAGGACAGCUAUAUUCCUGACAUAGUAAUUGAGUUGCGUUCAGACACAGCUGAAGAGAUGGAUGAAAACGUUGAUAGAAUAAGCUCUUGGGUGGAAACAUGGAUAGAGGACCAUCCAGAUGGGGUUAGCAAUGAAUUGAACAAGCAAUAUAACCCAGAUGAUUCUUCUGAUGAAGGUGAUGACAACAGCGAUUCCGAUGAAUAUGAACUUGAAGAAGACGAACAAGAAGAAGAGGAGGAAAGAGAAGAGUACGAUGAAGAGACCAAUGAAGAGAUGGAGCAUACAGAAGAUAUUGCACAAUAG